Molecule: messenger RNA, 30037 nt
Organism: Xyrichtys novacula (pearly razorfish)
Lineage: Eukaryota; Metazoa; Chordata; Actinopteri; Labriformes; Labridae
Source: the annotation of a GenBank genome assembly
GACUCGGGUAAAAUAAUAUCGCAGCACUCUGCACUGCCUUCAGUCUCACGGCUCCGUCUUGCGCCCGGCAACCCUGUGCUUGAGGAUAACUUGACAAGAAACUCAUCUGGAGCGAGAGGACAGAUCCGCUUCUACCAGAGAAACCUUGUUUUUUUUGUGCGUGGGGGGUGUUUCAACGAGGAUAAAGUUGCACUUCCACGCAGGAAAGGGACACUGCUUCAGCUUGACUUUGACUGUAGAUAUUCGGGUUUGAAGGAUACAGAAAUACUUUUUCUCCAGCACAGUCUAGGGGGUCUGAAGAACUGUCUGGCAAAGUUAGGCUGUUUUUUUAAAUAUACAUAUUUAAGAGAAACAAACCGAACAAGCAGCCAACUGGAUUGUUCAACUUCUUGCGCAUGUAUUUGCGGAUUAUCCCCGAAAGAUUGUGGCUGGUCAUAAAUGUAUUACUCGCCUUCUGAUUGAAGUUGUCAAAGUGAGAGCUCAAGUACUUUGCGUUGUUGAUGUUGUCUGAACAGACCGUGUAGAUAGGGACGCGGAUAAAAGAAAAGUUAGGAAGUUUGUUUUUUUUGCUGAAGUCAACGAAAAAACCGCGAUGUUCCUCAGUCUGACUCAUUCUGUGCAGAUGAUCGAGUAAAAAGUCAUCAGACUUGAUUGUUCCUGUUCGCGGGGCUCUCUCCUUCUCUCUCUCUCUUUCUGCACUCACACCUUGGGUGCUUGCGCCUCCAUCCCCUGCGCUCACCCACAGCAGACUCUAAAGACCCUCAGCGUCCAAAGGAAAAAAAGAAAAGAAAAGAAAAUCAGCUUUCCUCCUAACAGCUCUACUCCUCCGAUACGACCAGGUGGCACUGACCCAAGCUGUUGUGAUGCAUAUUCCCGUAGAGCCGCCCACCACCAGACGGUUCACGCCGCCCUCAACGUCCUUCCCCUGCAGUAAGAUUGGAGACGGCAACGGGGCCAUGGCAACCCCCGGGCCCCUCAGGUCAAGACCAGACACCAGGAACGUGGUGGACGUCUUAGCGGACCAUGCCGGUGAAUUAGUCCGGACCGACAGCCCCAACUUCCUGUGCUCCGUCCUCCCAUCUCACUGGAGAUGCAACAAGACGCUGCCUGUGGCUUUUAAGGUCAGUCACAUAUCACUUCUGAUGGUCUUUAUCAUUUAGACGAUUGUAUUUUAGUGGAGCCUAGUGGUGUUGUGCUCUGUAUGAAGAAACACGCUGACGGAAGACUUCAAAUACAUCCAAACCAACUUGCUUUAAUAACUUUAAUUUUAUUACAUCUAUCCACAAAAGAGACAGACCAUUUGCCAUUGAGUUUCCAUAUGUGGUUUUAAUGUAAGAUGUUUUGUUUCAAAAUCAUCCAUGCUCCACAUUUUUAUUUAAAAAGAUGAAGAAUCAGCACAUCUUUUAUUUUUUUUAUUCUAUUUUAUUAUUUUACAGAGAAAUGGUCUUGCAAGACUUGGCGCAACAGAUCCAAAAUGAAUUCAUACGAUUGCAUUUCUCAAAAUUAUGAGAUUGAUUCUGUGUGUGUGUGUGUGUGUGUGUGUGUGUGUGUGUGUGUGUGUGUGUGUGUGUGUGUGUGUGUGUGUGUGUGUGUGUGUGUGUGUGUGUUUCAGCAUUAAACCUUGUAUCAUUUGGGUUUAGUCUUGGAUUUUUUCCGAGAACAGCACAAGGGCGCCAGUCUAGUUUCUUUUUUAAUAUUAGAUUAUUUUGUUUGCAUUUCCAAAUUUCAUUAGUCUGGUUGCUGUCUACCAAAUAAAAUUUCCGGGGAUUAUCAUUCACAGUCAGACUAGUCUUUUUUGUUGUUGUUGUUGUUGUUGUUGUUGUUGUUGUUGUUGAGAGGCAGGUGGGAUUAUUUGCGUUUGAUAUUAUGGGAGCCGGAUGCGGUUCGCCGCGCGCAGUGUGUGCGUUUUGAUUUGGUGACCUGGACUGACCGCCCGGUUUCUCCUGUGCAGGUCGUGGCCCUCGGUGACGUACCCGACGGGACUCUGGUCACCGUAAUGGCCGGGAACGAUGAGAACUACUCGGCAGAGCUUAGGAACGCCUCCGCUGUUAUGAAGAACCAGGUGGCACGCUUCAACGACCUGCGCUUCGUGGGCAGAAGCGGACGAGGUACGCUUUUUUUUUCCUCCUCUCUAUCCCUCCUUCGCGCACACUUUCACUCACACACACACACACGAAGGCCUGCAAACAGAAUGGGUAGAUUGGGUAGGACGUCUCGUCAUUACAUUUCCAGCAACAUUUGGAGACGCGCUUAAUAAUUUCUCGGAUCAUAUUUCUGCGUCUGAAUGGAGACACGACAGACAGCUGACAGCGUGUUAUUAUUCCACAGAAGACGUGAAAAAAAGGAGUUAGGAGUUACACAGACGCUCACAUAGGAAACGCUGAUACCUUAAAAUAGAGCUUACAGUUUUGAGAAUAUUUUCCUGCCAGUUCGGCCUCGUCUCUGUUGCCCAUUACACCGAGAAAAACUGAAAAUGUGGAAUCACUUAGGUAUGUGUAUGCCGAGUGCCCACAUUCUGCCAACUGACGUCCACGGGUGUCAUCCGAAACAUCUGGCCUGCGUCACGGUGAACGAUUGCGAUGUGACUAUAAUUUUCUUAAUCCGAGGGAUGAAUGAAAAAAAAAAAAACACACCCCACUCCUGUCAAAUAAUCCUCACCACAAAAGCUUCCAGCCUUUUCUUCGCGGAUUAUGGUUUUAAUUGUUGUCAUCAUAGCUGAAAUAAAAAUAAAAAAUCAGAAAUAAACGGACCUGUAAUCUUCAGGACGGGAUGAUGUGGUGAAUGCGCCGUACUGGCUGAAUUAAAACGUCUCUAAUUUUAGUAAUAAAUGAUGACAUGUCUCAGAUCAAAAUAAUUUGAAGAUCUUAAUAAAAAAAAACAUUUUGAAUUGUUUAAUUUUAUCAUAAAAUGUAAAAAAGCUCUGACUGGAUCAGCUUUAACGUUCAUUGGCUUAUAGUCUCCAAAUGAAAAAGAGUAGUUUUGACUCUUCAUUAAAGUCAACAUUUACCACAUCUGAUUACUCUUUCUCUUUCCUUUUUGAUGUGAGUGGAUUUUCUUUUUUUUUUUUUUGUUGGAGCCUCUGCAGAGACAGCUUUCGUCCCUCUGAGGACUUUGAUGCAGAUUUGGAGGAAGAUCCUCCCCUUGUUGAACAGUAAACUGUCGCUGUGAGCUCUUUUUUUGGGGCAAUCUGGAACAGAUUCGCUCAAUAAUCUGAAUCAUACCCGCAGUCAGGCCAUCAAAAGAGGUGGUCUCUGUCUUCUUUUUCUUAAUUCGAAGACUUCAGCAGGAGAAACCCGGCGAUGAUUUAAAGCUGAACAAACGCAGUUUUGUUGGAAACAAGAAACAAAGAGUUUACAGAUAAUUGAAAAAGGCCAUUUAUGACGUGAAACGAAACUUCUCCAUAAAUCUUUUGGUGUGUUUGUGCUCUGCAGGAAAGAGUUUCACCCUGACCAUCACUGUGUUCACUGGACCGCCUCAAGUGGCGACCUACCACCGCGCCAUUAAAGUCACCGUGGACGGUCCCCGGGAACCGCGCAGUGAGUAGACGGACGCGCACCCACACACUCACCAAAACCACUUCAGUUGAUGCCGCAGUGCAUUUUGUGGUGAUGUGAAUUUUGGUUAGAAGUGUCUCAUCUUUGAUUUGAUAUUAGUCGGUAUGGGUGCCAGUCUGAACCCGAGUAAGAAACUCAAGCGUUCAUGUUUGCGCGUCUGUUUCCUGUAGUUGUAAGGAUUGAAAUUAAAGACUAAAACUAGGCAAACUGUUGGCUUGGCAAUGUCGUACUCAACACAAGUAAAGUGAUGCGCUUUGUGGGUGUAUGUAAGUUUUAGUGUGCGUGUAUGUGUGUGUUCAGCAAGGGCGCAGGAAAGUGCCCAGUCAGAGGGAACUGUAAAGCAUAUUGAGGCAUAACCCAAGACCACUAAGAGGGGCUGAGUGAGUCUCCAAGCCGCAGGUGGCUCAGCUCAGUCCCCCUUCUCAUCCUCCCCCUCUCACCCCUGUUGGUCAGAGGGGCUGCACCUGACUGACCACAUAAGUGGCUCGUUGAUUUAAUGCAGGGCAGACCCCGGCUGCUGUUAGGCCUGGCAAGGAGGCUCAGCGUGCUAAAGCUGUUAGCACCAGUGUUUUCAUGUGGUUUUAAAGCUGCUGGUGUGAGGAAUGGUGAGGAGUGGUAAUGCCCGGAUGGGUCAGGGCUGGUGGCGUUUGUGUAUGCAUGCAUGCAUGACUCAAGGUGGGAUAGAACAGGUGGGUAAGAUUUCAUGAUCAUGUUUACAAUGGCUCCCAGAUUGAACGGUUUUUAGAGACCUCUGAACAGGGAGAUAGAUAUCUGUGGCUCAUGCUCCUGUCUGUGGAGGGGGGAUAGUGGGGACAGGGUGGAUUUAGCCUAGUCAUAACAGAACAUAGCUAGAGGACGAGGGAAUGGCUGCUAAUGCCACAUGAGGGAGUAUAUGGCUGACAGAGAAGAAGCCGGGGGGCACAUAGAGAGGAGGCAUCACACAACCCAUGCCAGGCUGGAUGCUAUUUGCAGAGGCAUUAAAGAGAACGGUGCCUGCAAAGGAGGGAGGGACUGGAUAAUAAUAAACAUUGCAUGUGUUUGUAUGAGUGUACGUGUGUGUAAAAAGUUUGACUUUAAACUUUUUUUAGUCAAUGUGUGUCAGAGCACAAAUGCAUCUUAAUGUGCCUCUCCAGUACAUUAAAUGUUGUCUCCCAUCUGUCUGUCAGCACGUCACAGCUCCAGCUGAGGUGUCAGAGUGGCUGUGCUACUUUUGCACUGGCGCUGGGUGCUAUAAAGUGACAGGGUUUAAUAUAGGGCAGCAAGAAUUUAAGACUCCAUUAAACUCAGUUUCACAGUGCUGAAAGGGAAUUCAUAGAAUGACAGAAAAUAAACCUCUGCAAGGGCUGAAGAGAAUCUGAAUAAGGUCUCAUUAUACCAACUGGGACUUGCUUUAGCUUCAUCCCCUGGAGCCAGAGAUUUGUUCUGAUGGCUGAAAUACUAAGUCUUAGCAUAUCUGGAAAAUAAAAAGUACGUCCCUUACUUCACAGUGAAGACAAAUACUACAUGGAACAGGUGAUUCAAACAGCUGAUCAUUGUGUCAAAGACAGCACUGUCAGACCAUCACAUUUACAAUGUUUAUGGUAUUGUUUUGUUUAAAUCGUCAAAACGGAGAAAAAUUUGCAGUUCGGUUUUUAUAUUGAAUGACGUGUUAAUAUAGAAAUUGUGAUUAAAAAAAAAACUUUUCAUAUUAAAACAAGAAGCACGUUCUGAGAGUAAAAUAUCAGUCAUGUCCUGGCACCAUGAAGAUCGGGAACACACACCAUGAUUCAGACAUCAUAAAAACAGUCAGAUUCUCUUUAACCGCAAGGCACCACAUUGGCUAGAGCCAGAGCAGAGGGGCACUAGAGCCAACACAUAAAAGUAACAGUAUUUUUUUAUUACCAAAUUUCAUACCGUUGACACACACACACACGCACACACACACACACACACACACACACACACUACCGCCUGCACAUGCAGCUCUGUAACUCAGAAUGCAGACGGCCUAAAGGCAGACUUGGCCCCGCUGUGCUCACCUGUCCACUGGCUGGCAAACUGCGAGGCCUACCUGUAUGGAACUGUGCAGACUGUUUGUGUGGAUCCUGCAUUUGCAUGGCUGCCAGUCGAGCGGCGGCAGGACUUGGCACAGGAGGAAGGAGGUUUAUUAAUGUUUACUUAUCUAGUUGGGAGAACCUGAUGGACAGGACGGCAGCAGUGCCUUGCCUGCAGCAACAUAACAAAGAACACCUAAAAUAGAGACCUAUAUACAUACUCAUGUGUGUGCACUAAUGUAUCCUCACAUGCCUGCAUACACACAUGUAUGCAAUAAACAAACACAUGAAGACAAUAUUCUGUUUCUAAACAGAAAGCGGGCUCGAUAAUCAGCUCAGUAUUAUUGAUUCCCUUAUUGCCAAUUUCCUCAUCAUCAUACAUCCAGCAUUUGUCAUCAACCCCCUGAACAAACACACACAUGCACAGGGAAACACCCUGAUCAAAAAGGACUUUUUUAAGGCCGGACUGUUUGAGGGGAAAACUUUCCCUCAUUUUUUAAGAGCAGCAGCUUUAACAAUAUGACACAUUCAUAUAAGAAGACAAAGCAUGCUGUUCUAGAAAGACAGAAGCACAUCAAUCAAAUCCUCAUAGACCCUCCCUGAAUACCCCUACUCUCAAAUGCCUCCACACACAUACUCAACAUUAGGGGGAAACUUUAUUUUGGGUGUCUUCUCACUCUCUCACUUAUAAAUAUAUCAGCCUCUGCUGAUUUCCUAUGGGGGAGGGGGAGUUUGUAUUUCUGUAUCUCUCCACCUGAAAUGAAUCAGUACCCUAUAAGAAAGAUGAACUCAUUGCAGGUCAGCUGGGCAGAGAGAUCCAAAGUGGUCUGACACUGUUCAGAAAUAAUUUUCACACUGAGGGGGUGUGUGUGUUCUAUUUCAGGGCCUGAAAAAGUAAUCCCCAUAAUAGCAUUUGAAUAAGUUAAUAACAGAUAAAACACAAUCAAGACUUUUGAUUGAAUGAAAGAAGAGAGUGUGUGUAAUGUGCAUUUAUUUACUUUUAUAUUGAACUUCCAUGUGUUCAAGUAUGUACUUCAAUGUUCAAGUAUGUGUAUUUGCUGAAGUUUCAAGGACUCAGCACAACAGUUACAUCUGUAUCUGGCUAUAAUCUUAAAGUUAUUUUUUUUAUUUUUUGACAAAGAUAAAAUUGAGUCACAGCAGCAAAAUAUGCAAAUGAUUCUGAUACGGACCAAAAAGUCAAUAUUUUGCCUUCAGCUGUAGACCAGUGUGGACCAAUGUUAGAGAAACUGAGAGAGAGAGAGAGAGAGAGAUAGCUGUUGACGAUUUGCAGGCCUCACUAUGAUGAAAGUUAAAGAUGAUACACCCUAACCGCUAACACAAUUAUACAGUGUACAUGUAAUACUUGCAUACACUCAGAUAGGCCGAAUACACCUUCCCACCCAUGGGCCCACACACCCAUCAAAAUCACACAAGUGCUGUCGUGUUUUGUUGCCUCUAUUUACCUUGCUGGGUGUGUUCACACAGCUCCAGGAGGAGAAUGGCGGGUGUGGGGGGAGUCAGGGCAGCGGGGGUGCACGUUAAAGUUGGUAGGUUGAUUCUAUUUGCAUUUGGCACACAGACUGUACAAAGUAUGCAAAUAGACAAACAAUGACAUUUGCUGUGUUAUUUUUCCUGUGAUAUUGCUGUCCCUCUGUAAAGUCAACAAAAAAGAUAGCAUGUGUGUUGAUGCGUAUGUAUUUGCGUGUGCGUGCUCAGCUUAUACACCUGCCAGGUGCAUCCAUCUCUUUAAGUCGGCCCCCGGGCCACGCCCAUGAUCCACAAAUCACAUGAAAGGCUCACCCUCAGUGCGAAUUGCUCUCUCAAAGGCAACUUUGAUGUUUGGAAAUGGAGAUGGGUGUCUUUGAAAAAAGAAGGCCUACAGGUGUAUCAGUGCCAGGGGAGGGGAAAAUAGUGGCACGUCUCAUGCUGGGUGCUUUCCUGACUGCUAAUGGCUCAACAUGACUCCCAGAUCUGUAACCUGGAGACAAAGUAGCCUGUGCACAUACACACCCACACGUAUAAAUACACAACGAAAAGCGGUUUGCCCCUGCAAUCAAACUCAUGACCACCUAAUUUAUGCUUCUGAAGAGAAAAUAGGCUGGUUCAGUACCACUAACACAAGAUUGGAACAGAUAAAGACACCACUUUAUGAGUUUUUCUGAGAAAUGACACUGUGGCGUCUCUACUGAAUGGAGGCCGUCAACCGUGGCGUUCCCCUUCCCUGAGGUCACUCCAUACGCAUCAUACUUAGCCUCAGUGAUUAGAAGUAGAGCAAAUAUUGGUUAACUGAUAAAUCCACUGGAAUGCAGUAGUGCACAUUGAAAAGUUUUGGACUGAGUUCAGAGGGGACUUUGUGUGUUGGGGGGGAAAAAAACUUGCCACAUUCUGAGGUCUGAGGCUUGUGACGGAGACUUUCCUCCAGUCGUCACGCAGGCUGUCUAAAGUAUAAGAGACUAGCAGUCACACACUACUGUUAAUUAUUUAGCAAGACAUUUAUGAGAGAUGUUAGAUAAGAUAGAAAUGAAUGCCAGAUUGCUGCUUUUGGCGUCAAUAAAGGGAGAUAAGACGUACAAAAAAAGCGUCUUUAACAUGAUCUGUUGGAACGGUAAUAAAAGGCUCAGAUGGACGCUCUUUUACCACUGUUGCCACCCUGACCACAUUUCUGGGGGCUACAUAGAAAGAGAGAAUUAACACCCAAAUGCUUGUCAAGGUCACUUACCCUCUUUAUUCUGAGCUUGCAUGUUCCUCCAGCAUCACUAAAUAUUCCUGAUAAGAAAAGAACAUUGUCUAACAAUUUCAAACAGCGCAACGUCCCAUCCUCAGGCCUGGAAGAGAUAAGCACAGAUGCUUUUCCUUGGGCACAAACCUCCACCACCUCAUUUCUACUGAUGUUAGGUGGAUCUACACGCUCAAGAAACAACUGAAGACAUUUUCCCAAGCUUAGCCAACAUGGCGACUCAGCACCCUCACUCCCUCUCUGACUCUUUGCCUACCUCCUACACACUCCCCUCCGAACUCAGCAGCCAAGCGUCUUUCCUGUUUACCUACCUAUGAGGGGAAGUCAAAUGCCCACUCUGUGUGUGCUUACUCGUCCUUAUUUACAAUGACCCAUACAGGAGGGAGCCAUCGUGACCUUUUAGACGUAAUCCAAUAAAAGUUCCAUUCUGCAUUUAGAAAAAUAAAUGGUCUACGAGCGGAGGGAUACUUUAACCCCCGCUGCAUUAUGAUGAUAAACUGUAUUCUGUGUCGGGUCAGUGGGGAUGGAGUGAAGGGAAGGGGGUGGGAUGUUUGUGGGAAGAAAGCACCUGCUGGUUACUGGAAAAGACACUGUGUACCAUCAACCUGUGGUUUUGGAUAUUUAUUUCUUCAGUCCUUAAUGGUUAGGAACAGUGAACAAAUAAUAGGUGUAGUGAAAUCUUUCUCAUGCUUCCAAGAGUCGAGACGGCUGUAAUCCUCUGGGUAAACACAGAAGGAGCUGAACUUUUUAAAACAUCAAAGAACAUUUGUAUGGAUUUUUCUAACCUUAACAUAACCGCAGCAAUCUACUUGCAUAAGUAUAAGAAUUCGUUUGUUUGCACGCCCACAUAAUGGAACAUAUCACUCAUUUGUCUUUCACACAUUUUUAACCUGCCUGGAAUAUUAAUUGUGUGAGUGUGUGUUCUUGUGCAUGAUUUGAGGUAAACGUAUACUUGUUGUGUGUGAGUUUUGAGUUCAGAGGUGUGAAUACGAAGCCGUUUGACACAUCUGUUGCCGUUGCAUUGAUGUAUGUGUCAGUGGCAACUCUCUUUCCUUUCCCACAGCCUUGUGAGUCUUCUACCUUCCCCCCUGCUUACACAACAUCAUACAGGCAAACAUGCACACAGACAUGCAAAACGACAUAAUUUAUCAUAUGAGCUACAGAAACACACAUAUAAAAAAGCUUUUUUCAUUAAUAUGAUCCAUCACCAGAACCAAAUUUUGUUUUUCCAAAGUAGUCGUGGCAAAAACAGCCACAGAAGCAGCAGCACUGAGAAAUCUUCAAGUUUGUAGGCAAGCAGCCAAAAAGGCCUGAAAAACAGCCUCGCUCAUAUCAACCUCACACGUCUCCACUCCCAACUACCACAUACACUCACACACACACGGGCAAACACACACACACAAACAGUAUGGAAUGGAGGGACAAAAGAGGGAUGAUUGCUCUCGAUGUACUAUGUGCCUUGUAUUGUUAAAAAAUCCGGGUGCACUGGCCCUUAUUUUGGCACCCCCUUCACUCCCUUAGCGUGCCUGAACCUGCCUCGCUGCAAGGCUGUCUUUGUGUGGCACUGCUUCUGCUCCACACUCACUUAGACACACAGAGACUGCGAGAAGAGCUUUAUCCUCUUAUCAGAAAAGAAAGGCUGUGCUCUUCGCUCAAACACUCUCAUGUAGCAACUUCCGCUGUGAACAGCUUGUUUUCAGGGCCUUGUGAGGGGGAUUUUCACACUGCUGAUGUCCCCAGAGAGUCUGAUGAAUCUGCCUGAAGGACCCAGACGAUCCCCUGGCUGUCGUCAGAGAGGCCGAUGACUUUUUCUGACCUCCUCCUGAGAGCUCAGAUAGAAAUAAGCUUCAUAUGAAUUCUUUUUAACCACAUUUCUUAGAUCUGCUGAACCCACACAGUCAGUGUGCCGAGAUAUAAAUAGUCUGACCUUUAAUCUAUAGUAAUUAUCUAGUUGUUAAACCUUAAGCGUAAAUACUUCACAAAACACGGUUGGAUAAAUGAGCUUAAGAAGGUGUAAAGUCUGUGUGUGGCAGGCAACAAGUCAUUUAUGCCUAGACCAGACAGCCAAAAUCUCCAGCCAAAGGUAAAACCCACAUCCUUUUGGGUCAGCCUCAAAACAAGAACUUUGAUUCGCCUCACUGUAAAUACCCCACAGAGUGAUUGGUGGCCCCGGGAACCACAGUGCCAAGUGUACAGAGACACUACUGAGCGGUUCUAUGGCGCCAAGAAUAGAACAGAAAGAGAAGUAUGAGAAAGAGCAGCGGAAAGAAGCAGGGUGGGAACGAAAAUGCAGGGUGUUAAGGUCUGCUAGAGAGGAGGAAGAGGAAGACAGGUGUACGAGACUUAGCUCAACAGAUGUUAAAACGUCCCCAGUAUCUGUUGAGGGCAAACGGAUGUGUACUUGCAGGCAAGUAGGCCUCUUUGCAGCAUGAGUUCAACUGUCGCCCUACAUCUCGCUGUGAGGUUUCAGAGUUAGAUAAGGAUGCUGUUUCUAUCAACUCUCUAUUCCACAGUAUUCAAAUGAAAAAAAGUCAGAAACAAAGCUAUAAGAAGCUGGUUGUUGAAUCAACAAAAAGCUCAUUCAAACAUGCUCAAGUAGGAAAGCCAGUUGCUCUCACAAAACCUUUUUAAUAUUGUGUUUAAACAUGUUUUAACCCAGACAUUUUUGCAUGUAAUCCUAUAGCAUACUUACACAGACUGUACAGCCGAGACAUAUUUUUUAGUAUUAGAUGUGAUACCUGCAGUCAGUUCCAGUCUGUUAUCAGUGGCCUAUCAAGUCCAUUUAUACGUUCAAUACAAAUAUUUACACUUCAAAUAUAUUCAGUGCAGACUUGGGCUGGAUCCAAAGCACGUAUUGCCCUUUGCCGUCUAGAUAGAGUUUCAGUUUGCCCCUGAAAAAGCACUCAGACCUUUACUAAAAAGAGCCUGUGUUUAAUAUGUCUCCCUUUGGACGGGAACAUAUGUUCUUUCUUUCAAUGGAGUCAGACACAAACAGACAGACAGAGAGAGAGACAGAGGGAGAGGGAGAAGAAGAGGAGGAAAAGUGAGAGCAACAAAGGAAGGAAACAAGUUAUAUUGGCCAUGGUGUUGGUGUUUAAGACUUGGCUGUCACCAGACUGAGAAACUCUGUCACUGUGUUGAAUUGAUACAGGCUUUGUAUCAAGGGAAGGCUGGGUAUCACAGUUUGCUGUUUGUGUGGUCUGGUUUUAGAAAAACUGGGGCAAUAUCAUUAAAAAUAAAAAAACUUUGCUCUAUUUACCCUUCAUACUCUUCCAACGAAUUCAACAACACGAGGGGCAAACAAGCAAAGCAACAUCUCAAGUUUUUCUGCAGUGACGAUAAAACACUACCAGGAAAUAAAAAGACACACAUACACACACGCACACUCGGAAAGCAAGAGUAAGAACGGCACACCCAUUCCUUCAAAACAGCCACAGCCUCUCAGUACAUCGUUAAUACCAGACAUUUUAUAUCCAGCAUUUUAUUUGUUCUUCAUAGACUUCCAUAAUGCUUUCAGAUGAAGCAACCGCUACUCUGAAAGGAGGCUUGUAAAUAUGCAACCUUUACCAUCCAUUUCGACUCUUGGUGCAUAUUGAGCGCUGCUGUUUAGGCCUCAUGUGUGCAUUGGUCCCCAUCUCCCAGCUCUAUCUUGUGGUUAUGAUAUCAUAGAGAGAAAAACAAGGGCAUUCUCUCCUAAGUGCACCCUGACACAUAAAAUAUUCAUCCAACCACAGAAACCCCUCUGAAAAGGGGAUGGUGGUGCACAGUGCUGGUACCCCUCUGGCCUCCGGCACUGCCGACUAGAAGUCAAAUGUUGGCGGUCAGGGCAGACACGCUGUGGCUUUGGACAGGGUCAGCUGGCCAAAGACAACACAUUAACACAAGAGGAGGAUACUGAUUUAGUCUGUCUGAUGCACUUUAAGCUAUUCCCCAAAACUUUCUCACUUAUUGUCUAUAAAAACAAGAGUAAAAGCAAAAGGGAGACACACAAAGACAAAAAAUAGAUCAUAGACAGGUUCUGAUUUGAUUUAUCUGUUUACUGUCAAGCACAAUGUAGCUAUUUGUUAUAAUGAAAAAGUUAAAACAAAGGUGACGGAAAAUAGGUGAGAGUGUUGCCCUUCUGAUUCGGUUAUUUCAUGAGUAUUAAAGACUGAAAGAAAAAGACAAACAGAGAAGUAUAUCAUUGAAUUUUGAGCUGUCCUCUUGUAGAUUGGUGGUGAUAACAGCGACAGUUGGCCAAGAGUUAAUACACUCCAGGCCUCAAGUCUGCUUUCCCCACAUCACCCUCUCACAGCUCCAUAAACCGUCUACUAGAAGCUUUGAACAGUGUGUCGACAAACAUAGUGCAUCUCUGAUCUGCCAACUGCAGGCAACUGGAUCCACUGCUACACUUAGGUGUAGUGUCAGAUGGUGCGUAUGUGUGUCUGCGGGCAGCUGAAUGAUCACUUUCAUCACUACAGAGACAGCUAGUUCAACUAUUUGCCACAUAAAACUGACCAAUAAUCUUUUUUUUUCUUCCUGCUGUCUGUGACUUUUCCAACCAGAGAGCAGUGGGAUGUAUCAUUUCCCUGACCUCAGCUGUUUGAGGUGGUGAAAAUCUCUUAAUAACUACACAAGGACACAAAUAGGGGCUAUAUUUGGAGGCUGCUUCCCCCCUCUGCCCUGGCCUGGAACAGAGAGCAGUCAGUGUCUAUGUGGAUGCCAAAGCCCGCUGAAUCUAUCGCUGUCUGUGAGGGAGAGAGGGGCAGGGAAAAUACAGACCUCCACUCUUUAGGAAGAGUGGAGGUCUGCUUGAGGAAAAGGCAGACUGGUCACAAAAAAGUCAAAACCAUCAUACUAGUUUGUCAGCAAACACACACUCACAUACACAUGCACACUUGUAUUGGUGUCCAACCUCCUAAUGCCCAGUAAACAAGACGCCAGAGAACAGCGACAGAAAUGUUAUUUCAACAGAAACAGAUUGAGUCUUUCUCUAUUUUCACACCGAAAAGACAACAUCAUAUUAUUAAUGGAAAUCAUUCUCCACGGUUCCUACGCUAGCAUGGAAAGUAUGGAAAUCUAUUCGAUCAAUUUCCGGGUCUUUGUUGUAUUGAAAUUGAAAUUCACUGGUUGGAAAAAAUUUAUGUUUUGUAGUAUUUCCAAAAGUAGGGUAUGGAAAAGUAUGGAAAUUCCAAUUGUGUAGGAAUCCUGAUUCUCCCCAGUUUUCUAAUUUUGGACUGCAGGAGCUUUAGGGUGUACAAGCGCUCAGAAGUUGUGUGUGAUUCAAUGGGCACUUGCAUUCCCUUUCAGCAUCUGUAUGCAUGUGAGGGGGGGGCAUCAAUGCUAGAUAUUUCUAUAUAGUUCGUAAAGAGAGGAUGGAGGGGAGGUGGUGGGCACAAACAAAUGGACAGAGCGGUAAACGAGAGGAAACUUUACCCAUGGGUCAGCCUCAGAGGGAAGAUAUAUUGCCCAUGGGUCAGUGGAGAGAGGGGACGGGCAAAAUCCAUAUUGGUCCGUCUGCCUUGCCCCCUUUAUAUAGUGAUAAAAUAUUCAAAUCCAGCCAUUACUUCACAUUAGGCUACUCUGUAGAGAUACCAGGGAGAAAACCACAGAAUGUAUACAUGCUGGUUCACACACAGUUUUGGUACAUUGAUAGUUACAUUAAAAUGUCUUCCUCCCAUUAGAGGCCUAGCCCUCAUCCGGACUCACAUCUGACAUUUAAGGUGUGUGUAGAGCAAGUGCAUGUAUGUUUAUGUGUGUCUGUGAGUAUUUAUACAUGUCUGAGUACAUGUCUGUGUCUGCAUUAAAGGCCUGAUCGGAGCUUUUUUUUCCCCCCCUGACCAUCUCUGUCAAUGAGAAGGUGCUGAAGACUGUUGGAGUCGCAGCUGGACACAUUCACUUUUCGAGCCGAUUUUCCCCUCAAACACCGACACUUUUCAUUUCCUUCUCUUUCUCUUUCAUUCUAUUUUUAUCCUAUGUAUUUAAGCCUGAUGACUAUAUGGUCUGAGUGUCUGCUCUGACUAAGUGCUGUGUCAGUAAGACCUGGGGUGUGUGGGCGUUAGUGAGAAGGGUGGUUAAUGGAGUGGAUCCACUCAGUCCUUCUUGUUUUUAAAGCAAAGUUGCAAGAUAAUAAUGACUUUGUCAGUUCAUAGAAAUGCUUGAUGUCACUAUUCAUAGUUUUAUUUUUCAGACCUUAGGGUCGGGGAAAAACAGCAUUCCUCAAGCAUUUAUUUUUCAAACACUCAUACUGUCGUUAUCUGCAGAUGACGCGACAGCAGGUGCAGCCUGGGUAACACUUAGUGUCUAGCCCAUGUAUUUCAAGGUCUGCUAAGAUUCAAAUAAUAUUUUUGUGUUUGGUAGCUGAAAACAUGGUGACAGUGUCUCACUUGAACAGUUUCAUUCUGAGUGAGUGGUUGGAAAAUCCAAUGUAGGAUACUGAUGGUCUUCAAGUUACAAUUAAGACUAGAAAGAAAGAGGAUAUUUGCUCGUUCAUGUCAAACUACCCUACUUACCUCUGAAAUAAAGAGUGCUUUAUGUACCAUUUCCUAUUUGUCUAGAUUAUACAUUUUUAAGUUGUUUAUAUCUUUUUCCUGACCACUCUUCUUCAUGUUGCUGUUUCAGGGCACAGAGUGAAGAUUGAAGACUCCCAGAAGAUGCAGUUUUCAGACAGGCUGUCAGAGAUUGAGCGCUACCAGAGGAGUAUGCGGAUAGGUCCAGUAAACAACCCACCACGUCCCAUUCACCAAACCCAAGGUGAGGACCACUGAUGCAUUUAGCUAUGAGCAACAGAUAAAAUUCAAACCAAAUCACCACAACCUUGUAAAGUCAGUUUACAGUAAUCAGCAUUUCUUUGAAUCCCCCGUAUUAAAACAAACAUAUCUUGUUUCAUUUGCCAAAGGGUAAGUACUCUCUAACACAGAUCUGUUACACAUCAAUGUGCCCUUCACCCAAGAUAAAAAUAAGUCAAGAGCUCUUCAUGUGGAUUUCCAGAACUAGAGGCACUUUCCUAUUCUGUUCCAAUAAUCAGGGAGCUGUUACGUGUUGGCAAUGCAGUGGGUAGCUCAUGUCAGUUCUGUCCCUGCAUGCCCUGCGUUGGUGGGUCUGGGCCCCACAGUGUGCAGGGUUGAGUCUUUGGCCAGGUGGCACGGCGGAUGCUGCCAACCGGGCUUGGCCUGGGUGUUGAAGCUGGCCUCCACACACAUACAUAUACACACACCACAACCUUAGGAAUUUAACAGCUGCCUGUUACCUUGGCAAUCACGUCACUCGUGAGGGGGUAGGGGAGGUGGCAGACUGAGAUGUGUGUGUGUGUGUGUGUGUGUAUUUGUGUAUAUAUGUGUGCUGUGGACAGCUGUGUGGGUGAUGGCUAGAGUGAGGAUGAGUAUUCACUCUCUGUCAUAUGUCAGAUCCUUUUUAACAGGAUGCCAUGUCUGAAAGCACGCAGACUAAAUACACACACACACACAUGCACUCAUUGUGUGCCCUCCCCACCCACCCACUCUCUAGUUCUCAUGCCAGCUAAUGAAUCUCAUUAACUUUGUAUCAGCAUGUUGCUUGGUACAGAGGGCUUGUUUAGAGCUCCCAGCCAUGUGUGGGUGGAACUCUAUCAGUGUGUAUCACAGCCAUACUGUAGUGUUUGGCCUUGUGCUUAGCUUAGCCAGCGCUGAGUCACCAGUAAAGGCCUAUCUAACAGCUGACUGCUGAGAACACAGGGUCUCCUACCCGUGUUUUACUUACUGUUGAUAUUGAUUUUCACUUGCACAGCUUGUACUGAGGAGAGAACAAGUCAACCAUUUCAGAAACAUCACAGACUCGUUACGUUGAAAUUGAAUGUCAACACAAUACGGUCAUUGUGAUUUCAGUUUUCUGAUGAUUGUGAGGAUGAUGUCAGUGUUGUAUGUGUAUGUCUGGAAAAACAAAAACAGCACCUGCAGCUAAGUUUCUGCUUGAAGUUUUAAGUUUCUGACUUGGAAACAAAGAAAGCCAGGGAGAGAUGUACAGACUUGGUUCAGACGGCAGAAGAGCGGCUCUUUGCUUUGCAUUUGUCUGCCUCGCACAGGAUUAGGGCGGGAAUUAGAACGAAGCAGACUUGUCAGACUUCAAAGCUGUAAGAUGUCACAACACACACAUACACACGUACAGUACAUACACUUUGAGCAGACACAACACAUUAAUGUCAGCUGAAACUAUCAGAAGCAGUGAAGGCCUGGAGCUUCACGUUACAGCCGCUAGUGUCUGGGGGCUGUCUGUAAGGAGUGUGUGUGAAUGAGACAGACAAGGGGAAGGGCUGUAAAAACCACACACCUUAAUCUGUGGUAUUACCAUCAUGACGGCAAACCGCAGGGCAAGAGUGGUAAAAUAAUUAAAUAACAGGGCGAAGGACCUUUCUCCCUCCCACUUCGUUUAUUGGUUGGAGUGUCUGAACAGCAGACUGCAAAUGUAUUUGGCGGCUGACAUCAGUCACAGCGUUCCUGUAUGUGUAGGAUCAAACAAAGACAGCAACAAUACAGAUUUACAAGCAAAGCUCAAACAAAAAUAGACCUGUUGUAGUAAAUCCCAUCUAGAGACACAGGGACGUGUUUACAUAUCAACAGCACACUCGCUCUGCUUUGGCAGCCAUGCCAGACACUGUUGUAUUUUGUAGAUACUUUAAAUCCCAGGGCCUGUUUGUUUGAGGAUUACCAGGUGAUGGAUCACCCAUCAACACAUUAUAAUUAAAUGGAUUCCCUUCUUGUUGUUACAAAAGAUGUUUUCCAUCAUGUGUGGCUGGAACCUCACAGUUUUGCCCCUUGAUGACGACUGAAUAAGAAAAUACAGAGUCAUCUCCUCCUAAAGCCUCCUUGCUUCACUUUGUUGUCUGGGCUAUGAAAUACUGUCUCAGCUUUCUUGUCAACAGGACAUGUCUCCAGACAUCUGCUUAAUGCUGAUUCUUAGUUCAUACACACACACACACACACACACGCACAUACGCACACACACAGAUAGAUAAUUGCACAACGGGCACAUUAAAAACAAAAAGUACACAUAGACACACACAUACACAAUUCAGUGUUAGUGUUGCAACUUCUACGCUAGUGCCCCAGACAGACAGGAUAAUUAAGAGCUCAUUACAGUGCAUGCAGUGACAGGAUUCCUGCACGCUGGCAGACGCUACAUUCACUGCUUGUUUUUGUUCUUUUGUGGCCACAGGUAAGCCUGCUAGACAUGUGGAAUGAUUCUCGGUAAGGGUGGAGGGAGUUUGUGUAUACAUGUGUGCGAGUGUGUGUGUGUGCGUGCGUGUGUGUGUGUUUGAAGUUGAAAAUGUGUGGUUCAACUAGUAUGGUCUAGCAAAUCUGACACUCAAACAGUCAAGUACUAAAUUGUUAUUCUAGUUUUUAAAACCUCAAUUGAAUUACAUGUGUAUAUUAUGUGUCUGUGGGUGGUAGUUUUUUUCUCUCCUUCUAAUAUAAAAAGUAAAUUAUACUUGAAAUUAAUCAUAAUGUUGCAUUUAUAAUAAGUAAAAUUACUUUCACCCUUUAGGAAAGCAAAAACAGACGAUAGAGGCUUUUGAAUUUUCCUAACAUGCAUAACUAUAAACAGAUUUUUAAUUCAACUGAAACAUAAACAGGACCCAAUAGAUCCCUGGCACAGCCUCUGACAAGCAGCUGAGACGAAAGUGGCUCCUUUAACUUAUAUAUGUCUAACAGUAGGAGUCCAGAAAAAAAAACAAAACGUACAGGCUCUUUUGAGGUGGUAUUAUUUAACACGCUGUUUGUUCCAACACCUGUGUGUUCUCCUCUGAAGAUUAAUAUCUGAUUGUAGCAUAACGUUCCGCCACUGAGUCAACUACUCAACACUUUGAUAAGAGCCCAAAAGUGAGUAAGUAUGUGUGUUCAAACAGGCACAAGAGUUUUUGUCUGUCAGUGUGUCUGUCUAUCUGAGUGUGUGAUCAGUGUUAUGUUCUUGACAAUGUCAGAAAAGUCUUGCAAAGAUGAUGUACAAAACUCUUAGUUUUAGUUCUCAUCCAGAAAGUCAGAGCAAGUAUUUUCUAUGAACAGCACACCUAGAAAUGUUCGUACUCAGGGCUUCCUCUUGCACACAUCUGCUACAGUUGUGCUUUGGCUCUCUUUGCUCAGUAUGUUUAGGCUGCGGCCUCUGGACUGGACACAACUUUAAAAAGUCUUGUUUGAUAGAGGACCAAGCUAAUGCAGCGAUGCCCCCUCCAGUUUCAUCCACAGUGACCACUCUGUUUACUUCACAUAAACAAGCUGGCCGGCCCCCCACGUUCCAAGUGGCACAUAGCUUCUGCUAGGGAAUACUAAUUCACACACUGAGAAUGACAUGAUCGGCCAAUUAGAAGCAAGGGUGAGACAGGAAAUUAACAUCGUCAGGUAGCUGUGGUGUGGACUUUUGAGUUACGCUGGUUGGAUUUCAUGCUGAUUCUGCCAAACCCAAGCAGGAAGCUGGCCCUUUGAGGCCAAUACAACCAAAAUGAGUAGGAAUCUGGAUCAGUUCUUUAGGCACCCUGUUUUACUUCUAAACUACUCUAUUUACACAAUAUGUCAAUGGCUGCCACAGAGUUUGUUUGUUAUGGUGCCCAAAAGCCUCACUUGUGGUUACUUUCUUCUUGUGACCCUGAGAUGAAUAAUUCAAACUGAAAAUGUAUUUGUUCAUUUGCAAAAAAAGAAGAAAAAAAAUCUUUUGAAGCUGCUUUCCAAGUGGAAAAAAUUGAAGAAAAAGAGAAAUGGGAGCAAGUCGUUUUUUACUAGACUCAACUGUUUGUGUAAGUUAUAAUUUCACAUCAGAGUCAGAGAGAGUUUUGCUUUUCAGCAAUUACAGAAUCUACAUGUGUGCCAUGAACAGUCUCUAUUCAAUCUGGGGAGAGGGUGAGGGUGGGAGGGUGACAAGCUCUCAAAGAGAACACAGGAUUUUUCAACCCAUGUGUUUGUUUUUGCUCAUGUUAUAAGUGAGGGCUCAAAAGACAUAUCAAAUGUCCCACAUAGCUGAGCCAAGGCCGUGUUCCUCCCUUCUCUAACACGCUCUCUUUCUCUCUCCUGUCCUCGCUGGCGUCUUUCUUUCUCUCUUGCCUGCUCUCUCACAUUCUCUCCCUGUUGCAACGCCUAAGGCCGAAGCGAAACAGGAAGCCAGCACAAGGACCGGCAUUCACUGUGUCUCAAUGACACGCUUCAUUACGGCAGGCACAUUACAUGUCUCAGAGGCGUUGCUGGAUCCGGAGUCACGAGGAUGGAUGCCAUUUUGGCUCAAACAUCUUUUUAGCUCCCCUUUCAUCUACAUAUGCACUUCAAAAGCAGUGCAUGUGUUUAUUUGUGUCCUCCCCAAAACUACACUGGCACCACCCCAAAGCUCUUAUUCAUGACGCAGUCACCACUUUUCCCUGUUUGAGUCCCUGCCUUACCCACUCCUCAGCCCCGCCCAGAGGGCUGUUCCUCCUAUUAACAGGGGUAAUCUGUGCCUCUGGUAUUGACGUUGUCUGCAGGCCAAUCAAAAUAUUUGAAGGAAAUGUUUAUUUUCUUGAGCGAAUCGCACCAGCUGCAUGGAAGCCUGUCUGAAUAAGGCCAUUUAUGUGUAAGAAUUUGCCAUUGUGAGGCAUAGUGCAGGACCUCUUGGUGGCUGAGUGCUGAUUUGGGCCUUUGCAGAGGAAGUAAAGGAGCUCCCUGGGAAGCACAGAUCUUGCACAUGCUGAGCCCACUGCAGCUCCAGGUGAAUGACCCAGCCCACUUCCUCUCUGCUUUUGGCAUCUGCCUUAUUCCUGAUUGCCACUCCAGGAGGUUUGAGGUUUACUAUACUGUGGUAUAAGAUAGGGGCAUGGUUGAUUGACUGCUGCUGUCAUUAAGGGCAGUGUACUGUAAGACGAAAAGGAAAUGGUUGUAUAAAAUUUACAAGUUUUUGUUCAUUAGAAAGCAGGCAUACAGAGUAUACACCUGAGUCAAACCAAUGCUGAGGCUGACCAUUUGAACAGGGCUUCGUGUGAGAUGUCUUGUAACAACUGCAUCAUUUCAGACCCAGAGCAAACAGCUCCUGUUUGUGUCAGCCCUCCUGCGGUGUGGCUACUGGGUGUGAAGCAGGGUCCCACGCGUUGGGCCAGUACGGCCUUGACCCUCCUUCGCUUCCUGACAGCUUGGCUGGACAGGCUAGCAAGUGUCCUGUACUUCACAGGUCCCCGCUGCCCCUCCAGUGUCUCACCUAAAAGACCCAAAAAUAUCUCCCUUCCACCCAUCAAGCAUGUUUUUCCAAUCCUGGUCUCACUAUAGUGAGAGAAGCACCCCCCCGUUCCCAGUCUUCACUGCUCAGUCAGCACAAGCCCACUUAUGACAGAAAGAUAUCUCUAAACUGUUAGACGUCAGUUUUGACAAGUCUGUCAUGAAGAGUUUUUGACAUUAUUAAAGAUUUUUACGGCACAGACACACAUAAAACUCACACAUAACACUUGAUGCUUACAGUGCAGUGGAUGAAAGACUUUAAUUUGCAUUCCUAUGCAAACACAGUUCUUCUUCUGGUUUAGUGCAAAUAAGUUUCGAGAACUAACAUUUUAAUCAUCUUGUUUGUUUGACCAGCCCUGUGGCAAGAACAGAUGGACACCCCAGCUCUGAAGCCAUGCAAAGUGGAGGAGGACCUUCGACCAUGGCCAGGUAAGACAUGCGAUUCACUUCUUCUUCACUGGUCUGUAUACGUGUUUGCCAACUCUUUCCACACUCUUUUCUAAUUCUCUCACUCAAGGCUCCUGUGAGGAAUUUUUAACUGUUUGCUGAUGUAAAUAUUACAUCAGCAAACACUAACAAGACUUUUUUAGACAACAAUCCUUACUUAUCUAUAGUGAUAAUAACCUUUGAAAAAUUUCCAUGCCAAAGACUUAAACUUUGUUUCCACAUAAAGGUGUGGAUCUGGUGGCCCUAGAUCUAUAAAUAAACAGAUAAAACCCUCAAUGUCUAAUGCAAGAAACAAUACUUCUUUACAGAUAGAGAAAACUAUAGAAACUACCUGGAGUCAUGAGGCAGAUAAUGAUUGUGUGUGGUAACUAAUGGUAUGACAUAUUAAAUCAAUGUAGAAAAUAUAAUGGUAUGUCAUGUAUAACCAUCUUUCAGUAGAAUUACAGAUACUCAGUGUGUUGGAUCUAGAUUAACAACUUCUUUUUAAUCAUACAAACUUACUUGACAAACAACAUGGGCACCAGAAAUGACUGUUAUUGGUUUAGCAGCCAAUUGGCUUUGCAAGUACACUGUGAUAUGGUCUCUCUAUUGAAUUUCCCUCCGGGGAUCAAUAAAGUUUUUCUUUUUCUUCUCUAAAAUCUUCUGCAAAAGUUACUGAAGGCAGAUCCCUGACUGAAGCAAUAUUACAGAGACGGAGAGUUUUGCACACGCUUUGAUUUCAUUGAAUUUCUUGUGAGAAUAAAUGGACUUCUGGUUGACCAGCCCCAGUACACACACUGUACAUUCAUGGUGGGAGAAAAGAUCGAUACAGCAUCGUAUCGCGAUAUUUUGUCUGGUGACAUAUCGUAUCGUCUCAUCCACCAAGUAUCGCUGUUUUCAAAUUAACUGCUAAUAUGACCUUAAGUCUAUGUUAAUGGAAAAAAUGAAACCAAUUGUUUGUCCAGUGAGGAGAAAGUUAGUACAACAAACACAGCAACAUCUGGGAAGGGACAUUAGGAAUGCAAGUAGGCAAAAUGAGACAGACAUGACAUAUGAGGUCAUGAGGUUUAAAUUACUGUUAAAACAAAUUGCAAGUGUUACAAAAUUACAAAUUGCAAUUUAUGGUAUUGCAAUACUCACUGUAUCACAGUAUGUGUAAAAUUACAAUAAUAUUGUACUGUGGCCCAAGUAUCCAUAUAAUAACGUAUCGUGGGGCCACUAGUGAUUCCCACCCCUACUGUACAUACGUAGAAAUUAGGCAUUAUUGUAGGUAUCAUAAUAAAAGUUAAAAAAUCAAGAUGUUGGCUUAAUAAUAAUUUUAUUUUUAAAAAAUCCUCUGUUCUUGUGUGUGUAUUAUUUUGUCAAGAGCUUUAUUAGCUGCUUGCAUUUUAUCAUAAAGCUCAUGUGAGGUCACUGUUAAGCAAUGACGUGCCAAAUACAGACCACACCUUUCAAAUGGUUUAUCUUAAAAAUCAUCUCAGAAGGAGCCGUAAAUGACAUUUAGCUUCAUAAAUCUCUCUGAUUGCCCUUCAGAUUAAAACAUAGAAAUUGUCGAUAAUAAUGGAGUGAAGUGGGGAAAUAUGCAUAAAGCAAAGGGUGUGCCAUUGGUUGUGACAAUUUUGGAGACUAUUUCGUUUGCCUGUAGGGCCCUACUACACCCCACAACAUUCCUGUAACGCCACCACCCUGCCUGCCUGCCUUCUUCUCCUUCCUUCCUUCCCUCCCACUCUCUCUUUCUUUCAUUUCUUUCUGGGCAAUUUGUAUCUUUCCCGCUGCCUCACAGCCCCCUCAGUCUCCUUGCUGACCCUAACCCAGAAACCACCACACCACAUCAGACAUGCUGAAUCAUCCACUCAUACUGUGGUGAGGGCACAAAUUCAGAUACCUACAGAAGAUUAUAAAGAUUUAAAAACUGGUUCACUGAUUCAGCUCUUAACACAAAAUGCCUGGAGCUCCGUAUUGAAAUCAAGUAUUUACACAUUUCCAGAUGUUACAGCGUGACCUUACUGCCCAAACUAUAAACAGCAAGGAUAUCCAGAUAAUAAAGAUCAUGUAUCAGAGCUAAUGGGUGGACUUGUUAAAGCAAGGCACACGUCUUUUCAUUGGCUGUAAGGAAGUAUCAAAUCUGUCAUGAAAAAAUUUACUUAACAAAAACUUUAAUCAUGUCUCCUUGUUUGUAAAUGCAUUAGGGAAAUCUUAGGUUUUCUGUCAUCACAAAUUCCCUUUAACCUUUGCUUGUUUGUCAUGUCACAAGUUAGGGACAUGCAAAACUCUCUCCGCUCACUUGAUAAAGAGCCUAACAUGGAUGAGGCUUUGGGGCUCCUGACCAUGCCGCCACAGUACAGAGGUGAUUGUUAUUUGCAUUUGGGUGCAUGAUGCUCGUGCCCUGCAGCCUCAGGUGCUUAAAAAAACACCUGGAGAUCAUUUGAGUCUCCUAUUCUUUGGUCAGCACAGCAGCUGAUCUGCCCUUUGUCUACAUCACUCUGUUAUGGACAAUGACUGCUUAUUCUUAUGGCUUCAAGCGUUCAAGCAAUCUUUAUGUAGAAAAUACAGGAGUAGAUAAGAGAACAAUCUCACAGCACACCAGCGCAUGCUUAAGUAUACAGACGUAGCCGGAUGAGACAUGAGGUUUGGCUCUCUCCCUUUCUUUCCCUUCACUUAUUUGCCUGAGACACCAUUCCCCCGGCGCUGGCAGUCACAGUUUGCAUCAAGCCUGAGUAAACAUUUCACAGGUGAGCGCCUGGAUUUGCAUCUCCCCAUAGCCAGCCACCACAUACAGACACAAGCACACACACACACACACACACACACACACACACACACACACACACACACACACACACACACAAACACAGAACCAAGCAGAACCAAGCACACAUUUACACACAGAGACAUGACCGCCACAAACCUGCCCUUGAGUUUACAACCAAAAUCAGUUUCUCCCAUACGCAAAUGAAGCAAACCUCCUGCCAUAUCUUGGUUACACGCUUGACUGUGGACUAGUGGACUUCUUGAGCUACGCAUAGAAGAAGAAGAGGAGGCCUCCACCCUCGGUGUUGUAGGAUUAAAAAAGUUUGCAGUGCUGUGCUUCAAAGCUAGAGGAGCAAAGAGAAGGCUGGAACACUAUGUGCUCUAUAAAAGCCUUGAUUCCCAGCUACCCGCUUCAUAGACUGGGAACAUCACAGACAGAAGAAUUUGCCAGCUAGCCCUCUGGGGUCCAUCCCCUCUCCUGUCCCUGCAAUUUAGUCAACACAUUUCAGAUGAGCCUAAUGGAGAUCAUGUGUGGUUUUGGGCCGCAGAGGUUACAGGCAGCUACUACAAGACUCAGUUAGGAAGACCCUCUCUGCCAAAGAUACACCACAGUUACCACAGCCACAACAGCGAAGCCUGUACUUAUACUGGGUGGGGGAGGGUGUGGAUACAGUAAGGUAUGUAACAUGGUAAAAAAAAGGAGGAAAAAGCAGACAACAAGGCUCUAAAUUCCACAGUGCUCCAUUCAGCCCUCUCCUCAAGAGGGAGCUACUGUGCCGUACUGAGUUAAAGGUAGUAGCAGACUCCCCCAUGGCACAAAGCCAAGAGCUUCAUGCUGCAAAAGCCCAUUAAGGUGUGGUGAUAAGUGUCCGAUGCAGUUUCCCCUGACAGGACGCAGAAGUCCGUUUCUCACCACAGUUUAGACGACACGUUUCCACAUACUUAAAUUAACUGGAGAUUAUGUGCAGGGGUGGGCUGUGGCAGCCAGGGCCCUCAAGUCUCCACAACUUUCAUCCCUUCUCGAGCUCUGCCUUAGAGCCUAAAUUUAGCGUAGACAGAGUGAAAGGAAAGACUAAGAGAGAGAGAGAAAGAAGGAGUUAGAAGGAAAGGAUGAGAGUCAGAAAGAGUAAAAGAGAAAAGAUAAGAGGGAGAAAAAGAGAGAGGGAAAAAGAGAGAAAGAGACGCAUGGCUUUUUGGGAGUCCGGUAGGAAUUAGUGGGCCUACUCCACUUCACCCGAAUCAACAGCAGCUGAGGGCUUGGAUUUUCCUCGCGUGAAAUCAGAUAUGCAGCUUGACUCUGGUGCCUUGCAGACUUUGGAAAAAGAAACAGCCCCCCCACCACCACCCCUAAACUCCCUCAUCCCAAAAAGAAAGAGAAAAUUCAGCUGCAGAAAUGUGUUGUUAAAAACUAGUUUAGCAGGGGCCGUGGAAAUAGCAAAGCAACCUUUUUUUUUUUUUUUUGUCGAUGAAAAUGGAUCCAGUUUUCAAGACAUAGGGAAAAGACAUUUGAACAAGACUGUGGCACGCAAGUUUGGCAUUCUCCCCCCUCAGGGCUGUGGCGUGCAAACGCUUGCUAUUUCACAAAUACAAGCUCUCUUUUCUCUGCCAUCCAAAUCCACAUUUUACACUUCUAGUCAUGUGGGUACAUUGGACCCUUGAAAACCACAUGCAGACAAACAAAUAACCAUAGACAGAGGUGUGUGUAAGUCUAUCUACAAGCAGAGGUUGUGCAGAGCAUUUUGUAUAUUAUCAUCAGUUAUGAGACACUUCCCCAGCAAGUGUGUAGUACAUACUGGAUCAGGGUUCCUACACGGAUGGAAUUUCCAUACUUUUCCAUACCCUACUUUUUAGAAUUAUUGUUGGAAAUACCUACUUUUCUAUUUCAGAAAACAGUAUUUUAGAACUGUGGUAAUAGCCCGGAAACAUCAAUAUUCUUCCUUACUUUAUUUUUCAUUUUCCAUACUUUUCCAUACUUUCUAUAUUUGCGUAGGAAGGGCAUUUACAAGUACAGAGGGUUUCAACCUGGCAGCUGACCACCUCACCUUCUUACAAAUUAUGUGUCAAGAGUGCAAAGGCUUACAUAUAUAACCCGCCAGGUGAAGGUUUGAUCUGCACACCUUUGCAGGAGAUUAAAAUGCAACUUUCAGAAGAAAAGUAAAGUUAAAAAAAGGUCUAUGGGCACAGACCUACUUGGUUUUUAUAUGGUUAUACUCAUAAAACUGAUGCUACAUCUUUUAGCACACACAAUAAAGCUACAUUAUGUCACAUAAUUGUGCCCAAACCAAAAUGCUGGUUUGGCUGGUAGCAGGUGACGGCAGACAGCAGGUAUUCUUCAAGAGGAAAUAGGCUCAAAUCUGAAACUCAGGAUACUAGAGCAAUCUAUGAUACAUGAAGGGACCCAGAUCUUUAAUAAUUCUAUUUUCUCUUUGUUGUUUGCUAAAAUAAGAGUGCACAAUGAAAUUAAAGUCCUUUAAGCUGUGUUCACACUCCUACGCUACCUGUGAUAUUACACAUUACACAACUCUGACAGGUAUUAGACUGAGAUUCAACUUCAUUUCAGGGCUAUCUGCUCAAGAAACCAUCUUUGCUGAUUUUUCCCUCUUCCUCUUUACAUUCUCAUUCUCCCUCCGUCUGCUUCUAAUUGUGACCGUCUGCAUUUGCCACAUAAGUAUGAUUUAUGAUGAGUUGCACAACAGCACAACAAGCCGUCGGUGUUUUUACAAAGCACCCCUCAGCACUGACAAUGCCUCUUUUCAUGGCUCUGUGAUAGAUAGAAUACUGUAUAUGUUGCCCUCUUUUCGAGGGAGGGUAAUAGGGCGAGUAGGCCUCUUAACUCCAGUCUUGUGCUUAGGGCUGUGGGCUGAUGUGCUGUCAGUGUUUGAUGACUGUUAUAAGCAUGAAAGUCUCUCAGUUCAUUAUUUUCAGCAAACAUUUCCAUUGACAGGCACAUCGCAGGAAACCUGAGCUCAGAAUUGUGGCUUUUGGGAAGUUUUCUGUGCUGGAAGUCAUCUUUCAAAAUGACAAAUACUGAGAGAUGCCGGAACUUUUUGUUUCAUUAACACAAAAGUAUUUUUAAAUCAUGCACCAAAAUGUAGCUGUCUUUACAACUUUGUUUCUUGUUUCCACCAACAGGGACUACAGAUCUCUUCCAACAGAGGACAACCUUUCCAUCUCUCUCGCCACUGACUGACCCUCGCUUCUCAGACCCACGUAUGCACUAUCCUGGAGCCUUUCCAUACUCUGCCAACACCUCAAGCACCGGCAUCAGUGGUCUCAGCAUGUCAGCCUCCUCCAGAUACCACACUUACCUGCCGCCCCCCUACACAAACAACCAAAGCCAGAACUUCCAGUCCAACUCUUACCUGUAUUACGGCACAGGUUCAGGCUCCUACCAGUUCUCCAUGGUGGCGCCAGGAAACACCGGGGGUGAGCGUUCCCCCACCCGCCUGCUGUCUUGCUCGGGGGCCGGAGGGACCAACAGUCUGAUGAACCCAGGUCUGAACACCCAGAGCGAGGGGGUUGAGGCCGACAGCAGCCACAGCAACUCGCCUACAGCCAUGAGUGCUUCAGGCCGCCUGGAUGAGUCUGUUUGGAGACCUUACUGACUGACAGACAGCUAGACAAUCAUGGUGUGAGGGAGGAAAAGUAGAGAUAAAAUUGAGCAAAAGAGAUGAACACCGAAAGAAAAAAAGAGAAAUGCUGCAUGUUUGUCUUUGAUUUCUCCAGCACACCUUCCAAAGGCUCCCUUGCCUUUUCCCAAAUCUCUCAAGAAUUCUGCGUCUUUGUAAAUAUUUGAAAAGCUCCUGCACUGUGCUACAUACAUGUACUCUAAAAAUGACUGCAAAAAGCCAUAGAAGUUAAGAUGUUCCACUGAAGCUGCAAGUAGAUAUGAAGCCACAGCACCAAUUUACUCUCUGGUGUAAGAGACAAGAGACAGUGGAGUUGGGAUACACCAGAAAGUCCAACAAACUGAAAAUACACCGAAUUUCAUCAAACAGACUUCACAGACUAAUCGAACUGACUUGGAAGGUUGAGAAGCGAAGUUGGGCUUGAGUGACCAAGUGGCACAGAUAUCCCUCUAAGGCACAGUUGCACUGCAGUGGCAAUCAUGCCUUUUCAAAAUCGGGUAAAACAGAAAAAAAAAAAAACAUCAGUGGAGAAAACAUCCAAGGUAGUUUCUUGUACUUCCAGCGCAUAUGCAGCACAUGUUGCCUAAUUUAUAAACAAGAUGCACACAUCAGCCUCUGGUGCUAUGGUAAGUAGUGGAUGCUUCAAUACACGUGCUGCAUGUUUGAGACAGAAGUAUUUUACCUGUAAGGCCGGAUUGAAAAACUGAAUUCUCCACUGCUGUGUCAUAAAUCGGUGUGUUGACUUUUAACCAGACAAUGAUGUUGAUGUUUUAAGUGAUAUAAAAGCUGAAUGGAGAGGGAUGAUUAUUGGUUUCUAUCUCUGCAGGAAUAUUUCACUCCAGUUGUGUCUGCUUUUCAUUCUAUUCUUGAAUUUCUUAUUUAAGCCCUCUUCUGAAAAAAGUCCUGUUAUGGCAUUUUGUAACUGGAGGACACAGUUUACUUUUGAUAUUUAUUUGAGCCAAAUCGUGAGGAAAUGUACACAUAUACCCAAAGUUUUUAAGCAUUUCUCUCCAUCUUUCCUUUUAUAUACACAAACAGUAUAAAGACCAUGUUUUGUUGUUGAGUAUAAAUUUGGAUUUUGUGUAAUAUAUUGCUUCUAAAUUAUAAAAAUUUUGAUGUAAUUAUUUUGUCUUCCAAUGUAGCUUUGAUGCACUAAGUCUUUUAUUUCUUAUGAACUAUGCCCAACACAUUUUGUAGAAUAGAUGGUGUAUCUAGAGCAGUGAUCUUGUAAACAAUUUCUAAAUUGCUUUCCAUUGCUAAACAAGCCAUUUGUUUAAUUUUUGCACUAUGAAUCAACAAUUUUUUCCUCUUGUUUGGGUUUUACACAUAGACUGUAUGUAGAAUGGACGCCGUCUGCCUCCUCGCUGGGUGAAGUCACUGCGAGAACAGCAACCUCUGGUGAUGAGCUACGGUAUAGGUCAUAAAUCCCGCCUCCUCCAGCAAUCCUUACGGAGCUGUGGACAAACUUUAGAAAUUUAUUACACAGAAUACAAAUUUUUCUCCACCCUGGUUGCAGUGUUGACAUUUAGUUGCUGUAAGACUGGUUUGUGCUCAAGUCCUCUUUUUUCUGUGCAGCUCCAUUUUAAAUAUUUAAUUGGGGGUUCAUGUUUUCUAUGAUUGAGCCGAGCGUCAUCACAGUGACUCUUCUGCCAAAUGUGUACAACGCUACUGCGCAAGUGGUGGUUCCAGGAAGUGGAGGAAAUCGUGGAAAUACCAAGAGCAAUUUGGCUUUAAAUUCGUAUAAUGGUGGAAGGCGGAGCCAAGUUGUCCAUAGUAUAUACAGUCUAUGGUUUUACAAGAAAAACAAUCUGAAACCAAAAUGUAUGUUUCAAACAAACUUAAAUUGUUGUUUUAACAAUUGUACAAUCCCACACCAGUCUCAUAAACCCAAAAGUGUUCAUAUUCUGUUCAAAAUGAUCACACACACACAUUCCUGCAUCGUGUGUCUGAUCACUAAGCAUGGGCUGUAUAAAGGCAGUUACAGCAGAUAUCAAGGGGCUUCCAUAAGAAGAAAGCAGGGGUAUUUAGUCGUUACCAAAGUAAACUGUGAUCCAAAAAGGCUUGCAUCUGCAGCUCAGGUACAAAAAAAUCAUGCAAGGUGUUUUGUAGAUCUCACUAAAGACCCAUUGCCUUACUUUUAAUUUAUUGCCAUUGCACUCUUCUUUCUUUGUUAGAGGAAAAGCAUGUUUCUCUACGUUAUCCUCUGGAGCCUUUAUAAGGUGGAGGAUUUGACCUCACUCUGGGCAAGAAUCAUGCAGCUAGAGUAUCCACAUGUGUCCUUAGAUUUGUGUGGUUUCCUCAGAAGACAACCAAAGAUCUUUACUAACUGCCUGUAAUGCUGUUGUGUCAUGUUAAUGAUGGGGACAAUGUGUGGCACAUGAAUCCUGUUUUGACAUAUCUUUACGGUCAUUCUUUCAGCAAAACUAGGAAGCCAAAGUGUAUGAGCAAGUUUCAUUUUAAUGUUUAUUGAAUCAAAGAGCACAACAUUACUUUUCCUUCAAUUUUCUUCAAACAAGAAGCUUUGUUUUCUUUACGUAUACCGACAUGUUAAUUCAUCUUGUUCCUUUUGUUUUUCUAAUGCUCAAAGCAUGUACACCUGAUACUGAUAUGUUAAUUUAAAAUCUCAACUAUGUAUGUAAUAUCGUUAAUGCUUCCAUAUUGAGUGCUUGUACAGUAUGCGAAAAAUGUAGUUUUCAACCAUUUUAAUUAAAAAAAAAUACUUGUCUCA